AUGACGGUUUGUGGCUGCAAUCAUGCAGAGACUUUAAGUCGGAUUCGUACCGAAAUUCAUCUGGUGGAGGUGCAGUUGCGCCGCAGCCGUGAGGCGCGAAGAAAAUACGGCAUUGGUUAUGAAAGCAACACCACAGGCUGCGCUAAUGAGACAUUGCGAGCAUCUUCAGUUGACAUGGGGCCGAAGCGGGAAGUUUUGUUACUGAGUUUGCCCAGCACACCGUGCGAUGAAAAGUUGACCUCGUGCACGGAGGCGGCGCAUUCACCGCUGGCGAGGGCACCAGCGGCUGCACGCAAGGAGGGGACAAUUCUCCAUCUUGAGAAGGGGUCCUUUGGUCGCGAGAAGUUCGUUUUGCGGUUUUUGUUGGUGGAUGAGCACGAGGGGGUCAUGUGGUACAAAAGCGAGCAACACUGCCGCUCCAAUGCGUCAAGGCCGCUGGGCCACGUUCCGUUCUGGAAGGAGACACGAGACUCCCGCGGUAGUCGAUUUAAAAGGGCGGCGGUCUGCUGGCCGCGGAUCCUGCCGGAGGACUGCCCCAAGGCGGUCGAUCCGCAGAAAAAGUAUUUCGCAAUUGAGUACCGGAAAGAAAAAGAUGCGUGCAGCAAACUGAUUUUUGCCGCCGGGAGUGACGAGGAGCGCAAUGACUGGGUGCAUUUUAUCACACAAUUUAUUGACGUGUUCUUGGCACCGCGUGCGGGGUCGGAGAACCUCCAGCACACCCCACGCGCUCCAACACCCCCGCGGAACUGUUCGAGGUUUGAUGACGGAGAGGCGCCUGACGGCAACGUUUCGUAG
Molecule: messenger RNA, 795 nt
Organism: Trypanosoma cruzi
Lineage: Eukaryota; Euglenozoa; Kinetoplastea; Trypanosomatida; Trypanosomatidae
Exons: 1
Coding region: 1-795 (264 amino acids)
Source: RefSeq, a predicted model, not a curated record